AUGGACAACAUGCAGGAAAAGCAAAAAUUAAAGAAAGCUCCAUCUGAUGUUUGGAGCAUUCGUGAGCAGCUGUGCCUUGCUUCGAGUGUUCUAAAGUUUGAUGAUCCAAAUUGGAUGAGUAUUUCUCGCUUUUUGAGAUCAAUUGCUGACAGAGAUAAUUCACGACCAUCAGAUUGGUAUUCUCAAAAAUCUUGUGUUCAACAAUAUUGUUAUCUUGUGGAAAAUGCUGAUGUACCAAAAAAGAAAAAAAAAGAUGUUGGGGAAACAGUGAUUGAUUUUAUACUCAGACGUUUGACGCAAGAUAGGAUAACAGAACUAGCCAAAAUUCUUGCUGCUCAGAGGGAAGAAUAUUUCCAGCUUAGAAAUGAAGUAAAUUUAUUAAAAAAUGGAAUAGUUUCAGAUGUGAAACUACAAAAAAUGUGGCAUGCCAUUGAAGACGAGAAGGAAAAAAAACACAAGACACAAACAACUGGACUUAAUAAAAGGCAUUUUUGUCAUGAUGAGCAAUCUGUGUCUCUAUUGCAUGUUCCUAAUACUCCAAAAAAAAAUUCUGAGUUUUUAAUUACGAACGGAGUUAGCCAAGUUAUAAGUGAAGAUAAAGAAAUAAAAAUUGAUCAAAGUGUAAGGUUAUCUCCAUCAUCAAGUUUGCUGAAGUCAAAUUCUUCAACAAGAAUACAGACUUUCACAACAGAUUUACCUACAGUUUCAAAUGCAAUGAGUUCUAGUUCUGAGGUACUCAAUACAGCAGUCACACAAAAUUUUCCUAAAUUAAAUAAAGUCACUUUGUGUACAAUUACUCCAAACGUAGUUCAAGAAGAACCAUCAGCUAGUGCUUCCACUUUGUCAAUGUUACUAGAAGAGCCUUCUUUCGAGGCUAAAGAAAUCUUACAGCAGCAGUUUCAAAAUACAUCUACUUUGCUUAGCUUAAAAAAAAACCAAAAUUUAAAUAAAAAUGAAAACAGUGUGGAAAUGAAAUCAUGUGAAUGUGCUGACACUAGUGAUUACAAGACAAAAAAAAUAAAAACUCUUUCUGAUUCAAACUUGGCUAGUAAAGUUACACCUAAAAUUAUAACUAAUCACAUUGAUGACAUUAUGCCAAAAGCUGUACAAAUGAAUAAAGAUGAGAUUAAUGAAAUAAUUGGAGAUAUUGAAGAAUUAAUAGAAAAAGAAACAAAAGGUACCUCCGAACUUUCAGAACCAUCUUUGAGAACAGUUCAUUCUUGCAGUGAUUUAGAUAAACGACAAUCAAUUAUGGCAGUUGCAUCAGAAAAAAAAGAUCAGAAUUCCAAUAGAGAAAAACAACUCUUCCAUUAA
Molecule: messenger RNA, 1314 nt
Organism: Copidosoma floridanum
Lineage: Eukaryota; Metazoa; Arthropoda; Insecta; Hymenoptera; Encyrtidae
Gene: Brd8
Product: Bromodomain containing 8
Cellular component (GO): NuA4 histone acetyltransferase complex
Molecular function (GO): protein binding
Source: RefSeq, a predicted model, not a curated record